AUGUUGUCGUCGAUGGACAUGUCUGUGCCUCAUUCCUCGCAGCUGCUUGCAGACACCUGGGUACUGCUGAAGUGCUGUGGCUAUUGGCAUGCUUUUUCUGCAGUUGCCAAUGCGAACGUCUCUGCACAGUCCCUUUUCCUGCCAACCGCAUGCACUUCAAACCGGACUUCUUCAGUGCUGGUUCUGCACCUGAUUCGUCAUGCAGAGGGUUUCCACAAUGUGGCUGGACGUAAAAGUCGAGAAAAUUAUCUCAGUGAGAAAUAUGCUGAUGCACAUCUGACAAAGAGGGGCUGGCAGCAGAUAUCAGGCCUUCGACAACACAUCGCCAGCUUGUCAUCCCAUUUUCAUCUAGACCUCAUCGUCAUUUCCCCGAUGACAAGGACGCUGGAGACAGCUGUGGGGUUGUUCGGGGGCGACUGUGUGAACAGCUCCUGUGGGCAGAAGUUACUUAUGCUAGAGCAAUCUGACAUUGAGGGUGUAAGAGUGGCAACGAAAUCCAUUUCUUGUCAAAGCCCAGUUCCAUUUAUCGCCCAUGAGGCGUGCCGAGAGCAGACCGGCCGUCACCCCUGUGACCGCAGGCGGACACUGUCAUACUACCAGCGCCAGUUCCCUGCUGUCGACUUCUCAUUGGUGGCAUCCGAGAACGACACACUGUACGAGGCAACGUCCAGGGAGCCAAUUCAGUCGGUGGUCAAGCGAGCCUGGAGUUUCCUAAAUUGGGUGCAAAGCAGGCCGGAGCACUUUAUCGCGGUGGUCACCCAUUCCGCAUUUCUUCGCACCCUGACACGAUGCUUCGAAGAUGACCUACGUGCAAGAUAUGGAACGACAGCACAGAGUGAGGUGCUGGCGGAGUUUGGAAAUUGCGAAAUGAGGAGCAUUCAAAUGAUUGAUUGCGGGCCAAACGGGAUUGAGGGGCGGCGCUGCCCUUAUUCGCACCCGGGUGGCGAGGCCCUGCUUGGAUCCAUGUAG
Messenger RNA from Ostreobium quekettii, 969 nucleotides. The record is from the annotation of a GenBank genome assembly. NCBI's taxonomy places the organism in Eukaryota, Viridiplantae, Chlorophyta, Ulvophyceae, Bryopsidales, Ostreobiaceae.